Messenger RNA from Staurois parvus, 396 nucleotides. The record is from the annotation of a GenBank genome assembly. NCBI's taxonomy places the organism in Eukaryota, Metazoa, Chordata, Amphibia, Anura, Ranidae.
UCAGUGUCUGAUGAGGAAUUUCCCCCACGAAUCAUUAUCACUCAAUUCUGCAAGUGGUUCUAAUUUACUAUCGCUGUUCUCUAGCCGGUCUAAAACCGCUUUUGACCUAAAGGGACGCUUUUUGGACGCCAUGGACGUUUCUCAGUUUCCAGGCAGAAAGAACAGUAAAAAUGCAGGCAGGGCGCCGGACAAAGCACUCGGGACAAAAUGUAUGUGAAAUGGUUUGAUACAGGAAUGUUUUACUAUGUGAUUUUAGUGUAUUUAACAAGAAGUGGUUAAAAUUUUCAAAUUUCCCGCCGUUCCGCCCCGUACGUCUCGACGUCGCAGGGAAUGGAACCCGGAAGACGGAUGCCGGCAUCGGCCGGAGGACAUUGUCGGGGACACUGCAGGUGGGAC